Messenger RNA from Paramuricea clavata, 317 nucleotides. The record is from the annotation of a GenBank genome assembly. Lineage: Eukaryota; Metazoa; Cnidaria; Anthozoa; Malacalcyonacea; Plexauridae.
AUGGUAACCGACCUUAGUCACAAUCUUAACGAUCAAGAACUAAACCUUUUAGCUAAAGGACAAAAGUUUGGCUUAAUGGACGGAGUCGACAACAACACUAUCGAUGACUUUCAGGCAAGCUUCUAUAGGCUAGCAAACUCGCUACGAAGGAGUGAAUACCAGGAACGCACACAAGCUACACAACAGACCACAAUCGAAACCUACCCAAAAAGCUGUUAUAUCAGGAAACCCGAAAGCAGCACUGAUCUUGAACAAACUCUUAAGAAGAUUCAUAACGACUAUCAGCGAAUAGUGAAGUCCAUCCAGCCUAAACCGAA